GUUUCAGCAUCCGAUGCGGUCCAUCAGGACGGAUCCUAUCGAUCGGCCAUGAUCGGCUCGCAAGUGAACCAGAAAGGCGCUCAAAAUAGUCAAUACAUGACAUCCAUGCGCAGCCAUACAUGUGAUGUAACGUGGAGCAUGCCAGUCGUCUUCGGCUUGCAAAGAAGAGCAGGAUAUCGACCAGAAGCGAAGCGCAAGACAGGAAAAUGACUUCCAAGGGACCGUCCUUCGACCCCAAUUGCGUGACCCUGACCCGGUUCGUCCUUGCCGAGCAGCGCAAGGUGCCCACCGCGACCGGAGAUCUCACCCAGCUGCUCAACAGCAUUCAGACGGCGGUAAAGGCCGUCAGCUCGGCAGUCAGAAAGGCUGGGAUCGCUAAUAUGUAUGGAAUCGCCGGCUCCACGAACGUGCAGGGAGAGGAAGUGAAGAAAUUGGACGUCCUCAGCAACGAGCUCUUCAUCAACAUGCUAACUUCCUCGUUUACGACGUGCCUUCUGGUCAGCGAGGAAAAUCCAACGGCGAUAGAGGUGGAGACGGAGAAAAGAGGAAAAUACGUGGUCUGCUUCGAUCCCCUCGACGGAUCGUCUAACAUAGACUGCUUGGUUUCGGUCGGCUCGAUUUUUGGGAUAUACAAAAAAUUGGACAGCUCCAAACCCACGACGAUAGCCGAUGCACUUCAGCCUGGGAAAAAUUUAGUCGCUGCCGGAUACGCGCUUUACGGUUCCGCGACCAUGAUGGUUUUAUCACUCGGCCAAGGGGUUAAUGGGUUCAUGUAUGACCCAGCCAUCGGAGAAUUUAUUAUAACGGAGAAAAACAUGCGCAUACCUUCUAGAGGAAAAAUCUACAGCAUCAACGAGGGCAAUACCAGUACAUGGGAUGCUGCUAUCACGGAAUACGUGCAAUCGAAGAAAUUCCCCCCUAGUGGGAAACCAUACGCUGCUAGGUACGUUGGUUCCAUGGUGGCCGAUGUUCACAGGACCAUCAAGUAUGGAGGAAUCUUCAUGUACCCAGCCUCGAAGGAUAGUCCAAACGGAAAGCUGCGCCUUCUGUACGAGUGCAUUCCUAUGGCGUACAUAGUGCAGAAUGCCGGAGGACGAGCCACGAACGGCCAGAUCGACAUACUCGACAUCGUCCCUACGGACAUCCACCAGAGAUCUCCGAUUUUCCUAGGAUCUUCCGAAGACGUUCAAGACGUCCUCGAGAAUAUCAAGAAGCACGCCAAGCAGUAAAAAGUCUGAUAACGCCUGUAAAAAUAUCGGACCUCGAUGUUUUUACACGACGCCUUCGUCGCCAUUCUACACUUUCCAGAUACAUUUAUAUGCGAACUCUUCCCCGGAUGCUUGCAAGAAGUUGAAUUAAAAGGAACGCGUAAAGGAUGA
Molecule: messenger RNA, 1379 nt
Organism: Orussus abietinus
Lineage: Eukaryota; Metazoa; Arthropoda; Insecta; Hymenoptera; Orussidae
Gene: fbp
Product: fructose-1,6-bisphosphatase 1
Exons: 5
Coding region: 207-1229 (340 amino acids)
Biological process (GO): fructose 6-phosphate metabolic process; gluconeogenesis; sucrose biosynthetic process
Cellular component (GO): cytosol; cytoplasm
Molecular function (GO): fructose 1,6-bisphosphate 1-phosphatase activity
Source: RefSeq, a predicted model, not a curated record